This is a messenger RNA of Fragaria vesca subsp. vesca, 881 nucleotides long. RefSeq lists its product as uncharacterized. Bases 71 to 709 code for a protein of 212 amino acids. The transcript is spliced from 6 exons. NCBI's taxonomy places the organism in Eukaryota, Viridiplantae, Streptophyta, Magnoliopsida, Rosales, Rosaceae. The record is from RefSeq and is a predicted model, not a curated record.
ACUCGGAAGUCGGAAGUAGCAAACGACUGUCACUGAAACGCUGCGUUUUGCUCGUUAGAACCGCCGAAGCAUGGGUGCCACAGAAUCCUCACUCUCGAGCUCACAGAGGCGGCCGGCCGAUGAAAUAACCACCGUGUCGGAGCGAUCGGAGGUCGCCGAUCCUAUACUAGAGAGGCUGAAGUCGCUAAGAAUUUCGACGCCGUUAUUGACUUCACCUCCAAGUGAGGGUAGCUUGACUGACAUUUUAGUGAGGAAGCCUUCGUCUUCUUCAGAUCCCAGUAUUGUGGAUCCGAAAGUGCUAUUCGAACUCUUUGCGAUGUACCGCGAGUGGCAAGAGGAGAAUGUCAAAAGGCUGAGCCAAAAACAGGAAGAGAUAGAGAAUAAGAUAGAAAUUGCGGACGCGUUGGCUGCUAAACUUCAACAACGUUUUAAUUAUUCAGUGACGGCAAUGAAGACAUCCUCACAACAUUUAUCUGGAGUUUAUGCAUUGCAGGUAGAGCUUGGGGAACUUAAAGGAAGGUUGACGGAGGUUAUUAGCAACUGCGAUGCAGUGUGCAAGAGAAUAUCUGCCGAGGGACCCGAAUCUCUUCGGUCAUCUGUUAAACCGUUAGUUAUCUGCACCGCACAGCAAGUAGACCAAUCUAACUCAUCUGAUAUGCAAAGAGAUCCAACCCCAAGUCUACCUUCUGCCGAAACCAAGUUAGACUGAUUCGGUAUUCUUAUUGUCUUGUACAAAUACUUUGUAGAGCCAGUGAUUCCAGUGACAUCAUGAAUAAUACAAAACAUUUGAUGCUAAAAAUAUCAUUGUUGAUUACCAAGUAUAUCUAUUUCCAGAAAAUGAGCUGAGUUUUAGAGAGUGAAAGUGAUGCUGUUGUCUCUCA